AUGACUUACGAAAUCGUCCCUGUCGCAACGGAAAAUCUCAAAAUCGAAGCCGAGGAGAAUUUUUUGAUCGAAGAAGUGGUCGAAGAAGACGAAAAUUUGGCUGACGAGUACACAGAAAUCGAAAAAUUAGACGAAACUGAGGAAAACUUCUUCGAAAACGCAGAAACUGUCAUCCAUUAUCAAUGCACGAUCUGUUCCCUGAGCAUCCCAAACAUUGACGAGCUCGUGAAACACAUGAACGAUUGUCACAACGACGUAAAUAGUGAGUGCCCGCUUUGUCAGAAACUUUUUACUGCUCAAGGACUGCAGCGGCACAUGCGAUAUCACGAAAAAUCGAACAUUUGUACGAAAUGUGGACACGGAUUUGCUGAAAUUUGGCAGUUAAAAGCCCAUUUAGAGCGAAAAAUCUCAUGUCUUGGUCCAACAAUUGAAGAUUUGCAGCAAGAUCCGACUUAUAUGUCGAAAGAAUUCGCUUGUGAACAUUGUCUUUAUCGAGGCGCCACGAAAAAUCAUCUUUCCCGGCAUAUAAGAAAUAAUCAUUUUGACACCCCGAAAGACAUUGAGUGUCCCGAUUGUGGAAAAAUUCUCUCAAAAUUGCAAUUUCAAGCUCAUAAGAGGACUCAUGUGAAGGUAAAAUGCGAUAUUUGUCACAAAAUCUUCACGAAUUCUAAAUUUUUCAAGAUUCAUUUGGAAAAUCAUGCGAAACCGAAGGAAAAUUUAGCGAAAAUCCCCGAGAAACCGACAGAAAAGGGGUUUGAGUGUCCCGAAUGUGGAUUUUUGACGAAAGAAAGGCGAUUUUUGGUGCAACAUAUGAAAGUCAAUCACGCUCCCAAAGACUUUGAAUGCGAAUUUGACGAAUGCAAAGGCAAAAAAUUCACAAAAACGCAACUUCGGCUCCAUCGGAGGUUCCAUACGUUGGCAUUCAAGUGCGAAAAAUGCGGCAUUGGCUUCCCGGACAAUCGAGAUUUGAAGAGACACUUAAACGGGAAGAAAUGCGGGCAAGAAAGAAAGUUACGAACGACAGGAGAUAAAGAUAAAACCACGAAAAAAGUUAAAAUUGAACCAAAAAAUGACGAAAUUUUGAUCGAAGAAGUCAUAAAUCCCCCAGAAAUCGAUGAAAUUUCGCAAAUGACCCCCGUUGAAGACCCUCCCGUCGAAAUCGAAGUCCAUCCACUCGUGAAUUCCGCACCAAAUGACCUGGGAAUCUUCGAAUGUGACAGCUGCAACUUUGAAACUGACGAUAAAGACGAGCUAAUGGAACACUGGAAUCAAUUUCAUGCACCGCGAGAUCAACCUUGUCACGAACCGCAAUGCAAGGGAAAGCUUUUUAGUAAGGCGCAGUUGAAGGUUCACAUGAAAUUUCAUCAAAAAAGUGAGAAAAUGGGACCAAAAUUGACAAAAGACAAGAAAAGUCGACUGAAAAUUGUGAUGGAUGGGGAUUUCCCGGCGGAAAUGGCAGAAAAUUCGUGGGUUUUUAGCUGUAAAGAGUGUGAAUUUGUGACUGGGAAGAAAGAAAUUUUCGACCAACAUCGAAAGAAAAGGCAUGAAAAGCAACAGAAAGUAGUGAAAACAGUUUUUCAGUGUAGCGAAUGUGAUUUUGAGACAAAUAAGGAGAUUUACUUGCAACAACAUGUUCAAAUGAAUCAUGAGAGUUAA
This is a messenger RNA of Culicoides brevitarsis, 1656 nucleotides long. Its product is annotated as zinc finger protein Xfin-like. The record is from RefSeq and is a predicted model, not a curated record. Gene Ontology annotation, molecular function: RNA polymerase II transcription regulatory region sequence-specific DNA binding; DNA-binding transcription factor activity, RNA polymerase II-specific. The coding region runs from base 1 to 1656 and encodes 551 amino acids. The transcript has a single exon. Lineage: Eukaryota; Metazoa; Arthropoda; Insecta; Diptera; Ceratopogonidae. Gene Ontology annotation, biological process: regulation of transcription by RNA polymerase II.